This is a messenger RNA of Habropoda laboriosa, 3325 nucleotides long. RefSeq names its product ataxin-2 homolog. The record is from RefSeq and is a predicted model, not a curated record. The coding region runs from base 668 to 3325 and encodes 885 amino acids. The transcript has 9 exons. Gene Ontology annotation, cellular component: cytoplasmic stress granule. NCBI's taxonomy places the organism in Eukaryota, Metazoa, Arthropoda, Insecta, Hymenoptera, Apidae. Gene Ontology annotation, molecular function: RNA binding. Gene Ontology annotation, biological process: cytoplasmic stress granule assembly.
CUGAUCAGGCGACUUGUGCUAAGUUUUAUCGUUUACCACAUGUUGAUUAAUUAAAUAGAAAUAUAAUAUCGUGGCCAAAAUCAUUAUUUGGAGCUACCGUCGUUCGUUUCCUAGCUCCGUCAACGCGAAAUUCCAUUAAUGUGAUUUCCUGCGUAAAGAGAACGGAGUUACGUCACGCACCAGCAAGAUAUCGUGUGUCGAGCAGACCGUGUUCCCCUGUACGUCUCCUCGAGAAUACAGUGUUCCUGCUUUCUUUGCUUACACUUUUGUGUCUGUCAAAACUCGAAAGUCACGCACGCGCUAGACUUUUGCAAACGAGUGUUUAGAUAACUGUAGAAUUGGCGCAUAACCUAUAAACGAUCGUGACUCGGAAAGCGAUUGUGAAUGUUGAUAGUUGUUACAGCCAAUACGGCCUCCUGUCAUUCAUUUUGGGGUCGAAAAAGGUUUGAAAUUAAAGUCUUAAAUAUCUAACGAGGAGCUCGUGGCUGGACAGUAUUCUCAGUAUUCCCCUACGCAGGGAUAUUCGAUCGAAAAUAUUUUUUAACGUUGAGUAGUCACCGGGAAAUUAGUCAAAAUUCCGGUCCCCACUAGGAAACGAGAAGGUCCGCAACAAACCGGCGGCAGAGAUCCAUCAACCACUGGCGAAGAAUCCUCGUCGAGUGGCAAAAUGAAUAGCAAAAGAAAGAAUCGUUCAAAUACCAAUAGAUCACCUCGUGCUCGUGGUCCACAGGAAAGAUGUGUUGCUGCUGAAGGUGUAUAUAAUAAUGCUCAUUUCAUGCAUGCAAUAACCAGUCAUGUUGGCAACAUUGUACAGAUUCAGACAUUGAAUGGUUCAAUAUAUGAAGGUAUUUUUCGCACCUUCUCGAGUCAAUUUGAUGUUGUCUUAGAAAUGGCACAUCGUGUAGAAGGUUCAGGGAAAAUAAGUGUGGAAAAUGUAGUAGAGAAAUUAAUUUUUAAACCACAAGAUAUUAUUACUAUGUCUGCCAAGGAUGUUGAUUUAGAUUAUGCUAUACGUGAUACGUUCAGAACAGACACUGUUAUUAGUAAAUAUAAUGGUCUAAUUGGUGAAAAAGAAUUGGAACCUUGGGAUGCUCCUCCUGCCACUAUGAAUGGAGAUGACUUAGAAUUAGAUGGAACCACUAAUGGGUGGGAUGCUAAUGACAUGUUUCGUAAAAAUGAACAAAAAUAUGGAGUUCAAACAACAUAUGAGCCAACUUUGGCUGCUUACACAUUACCGCUACAAAGGAAAGAUACAAAAGAUUACAAAGAGCAAGAACAAAAAGCUGCGGAAAUAGCAAAUGAAAUAGAGUCACAACCAAAUCAUAAGGCGAGAUUAGAACUCGAAAAUGGUGAUGAAGAGGAAAGAUUUGCAGCUGUGGUAAGACCCAAUGAAGGUAAAUAUAUUCCACCUCCACUGAAGAAGAAAAAUGGAAGUACUGGAAAACUGAUGAGAUCUAGUGAACCUCCACCUUCACCAGGACCCGCAGCCACGAAUAAAAAUGUUUUCAAUCAGCAGCCUCCAUCCAGUGUAAAUGUAAACAUUCCUCCAUCUUCAAAUAUUCCUAUUGGAAUGCAAAGCGCUCACCCCUCGGUGCAACAUUCGGUAUCUUUAAAUAUGGGAAUGCCACCCAGUGGAGUGGUCGUUACAUACAACAAUCCUCCACCACCAUUUGCGCCUCCACCAGCAACACAACCACCACCACCAGUACCUGUGAUGCAGCAAACACAAUCACAAUCUCAAGCUGCUCCUUCUGUACCGCAAGUCGGAUUCCCGCAACAACAGCAACAAGCGCAAUCAUCUAAAAUAAACACAGAAAAACGCGAACGCCCUGGCAGGCAACAAGUAUAUCAAGCCGAUAAAGCACCACCAGCACCAUUUCCACAAACGAAUGUUGCUGCUUCUCAUCAACAACAACAACAACAACAACAACAACAACAAUCAUCCCAUCAACAGCAUGGUCAGUUACAGCAGCAAAAUUCAGUGGAGGGGCAACGAUGUGAGAUAGUUUCUCAUAAAUCAGAUCACAGAAAGGUUCCAACGCCACGUAGUAGAGAAGAACAACAUUCAGAGCUGAGGCAAUUUGGUUCAGAUUUCAAGUUAGCAGAAACACCAUCACAAGAUACACCGCCAGUUACCAGAAAGCAACAGCAUCAACACCAACAGGAUUCUCAUUCAUCACCUCAAAUUACUCAGACACAUCAUCAGUCGCCUCAUCAGCACACAACACCACAGCAAUCGCAGCAACAACCUCAGCAGCAACAUCCAAGUCCCCCACAACAACAACAACAGCAGCAGCAGCAGCAGCAGCAACAACAACCACAACAGCAGCAGCAGCAUCAAAAUCAACCUGUUCAAGAAGAAACUGUGGUCACUAGUAAACCACCACCAGGUCCAUUACCCGUGCGACCUACAAGUCCUCCUCAACCACAACAGCAACAGCAGCAACAACAACCGCAACAACAACAACAAACUCCUACAAAUACACCCACUGCAUCCCAAGCUCCACAAGAACCAACUGUUGACAAAAUUACGACGGCUUUCAAAAAAUCAACGUUAAAUCCAAAUGCUAAAGAAUUUAAUCCAAACACUAAACCUUUCACACCGCGAUCUCCAAGUACACCAACACCGAGUAGACCACACACUCCACAAACACCACAAUAUACUGGGGCAACAAUGCCUACAACAGUAGUUAUGCCAGCAUACGUAAUGACUAGCCAACCACCAACUGCGUUCACUCAACCACCGACUCAACCUGUGACAAGGUUCCGGAAGGGUCAGUAUCUAGUACCAGUGAUGCACGCGCAACAUCGUGCGCAAGAUAUAGCUUCUCAAAUGCAAGUGGUAGCGGCAACUGGACAGCCUUUAAUGGCACCGGCCCCUCUACACCCACCAUUCCAGGUGCCUUACCCUGGCCAACCGGCAUAUCAACAGAUGGUACGCAUGGUUCAGGCACCACCACCACCGCCACAUAUGGCUACACCUUAUCAUCAUCAUGACUCACCAGGACCGCAGGCUCCUGGUAUUCAGUACAUGGGUCCACAUACACAUCCACACCCUCACGUUGCUCAACAACCACCAAGUCAAACCCCUUCUCCAGCUAAUCCUAAUCCACCACACACACCAGGCACUUACAAUCCUCCUGGUACUCCACAACCCACAUAUCCUCCACCACCUCCUCAAGGCCAUGCUCCAAGUUAUCCAAUAAUGUGUCCUAUAAUUCCUCCUCAUAUACCGAUACCACCGCAGCACAUGCAAUACCUACCGCCGCAACCACCUCCAGGAGCGCAGCAAACUAUACCAGUGAUUUUACCGCACAAUCAGUAG